This is a messenger RNA of Schistosoma guineensis, 1812 nucleotides long. The record is from the annotation of a GenBank genome assembly. NCBI's taxonomy places the organism in Eukaryota, Metazoa, Platyhelminthes, Trematoda, Strigeidida, Schistosomatidae.
CCUUGCCCCGUGACCUUGAGUUCCCGAUAAACGGCGGUUAUUCCGUAUAUGAAGGGCGUGUUCUGACCUUCAAGGUCGUUGUGGUCGACAGGUUUAUUUUUCAGUCACUGCUGUCCUAACAAUACCGUACUCAUCAACAAUUGAAUAUCACUUUUCAAGAUGGAAAAUGUUGAAAUUCUCUUUGCUGUAUACGUCAUUACUGUGGUUCUCAUCUGUCCUUACACAAAAGUUGAGGAAAGCUUCGGCAUGCAAGCCUUACACGACUUGCUCUAUUUGCGAACUAACAUAACUAUGUACGAUCAUAACUAUUUUCCAGGUGUUGUACCGAGGUCGUUCCUGGGUUGCCUGUCUGUUGCCUGGAUUGUAUCGCCGCUAGUCUCCGUAAACACUUUGUUAGGAAUGCAGAAGUUCAUUUCCCAGUACAUUGUUAGAAUGUGCUUAGGAUUAAUAAUGGCCCUGAGUUUGAUCAAUUUCUCACAUUGCGUGAAGAAAGUCUUCGGUAAACAUGUAUGCAUACGUCUUCUUAUAAUCUGCUGCAGUCAGUUCCACUUGGCGUUUUAUGCCUCACGAACGCUACCGAACACAUAUGCUUUCAUACUUGUCUUGUAUUCGUUGGGUCAUUUGAUCACUCGCAAUGAAACGAAAUUUGUUACAUCAGCUGGAAUUGCAAUUCUUGUAUUUCGUAGUGAAUUAAUUUUGCUAUUUGGUCCAUGUCUUUUAUAUGGUCUAUUUACUGGAUCUGUUAAACUUCGACUGAAACUGUUGAAGACAAUCAUUACAACUACUAUCAUCAGUAUCGGGUCCAGUGUUUUAAUUGAUUCUCUGUUAUGGGGUAGAUUAAUCUGGCCAGAAUUGGAAGUAUUUUAUUUCAAUACAAUUUUGAAUAAAAGUGGACAAUGGGGAAUAUAUCCAUUUCAUUGGUAUUUCACAUCUGCAUUACCAAAAUCACUUUUAUCCACUUAUAUAUUAUUAUUUACAUGGAUUAUUAUAAUCAUUCUCUCAAUACCUUUACAAAAGUAUUUUGGUUACCAGCAUAACACAAUCUAUUUACAAUCGAAUGGAUUAUUAUUAGUUGGUUUUAUAUUCGUUGGUUUAUACUCUUUCUUACCUCAUAAAGAAUUACGUUUCAUUAUUUAUAUAUUGCCUAUAUUCAAUUUAGUGGUAGCAGAUAUUUGGGCUUAUUUAGAGAAACCAAUGCUUAAAUUGAAAGGAACAUAUAUGGAUUUAAUUAAAAAUCAUCAUAAAUUAAAUAGAAUAACAAAAUUUCGUAUUUUAUUCAUUUUCUAUUGUUAUAUACAUCUCCUUGUGAAUAUACUAUGUUCUAUUGUAUUGAUAAUGAUUGCAAGAAAAAACUAUCCUGGUGGUGAAGCAUUAACUAGACUUAAUCAUAUGGAUCAUUUAAUUCAUCGAACUGAUGUUCACAUUCAUAUUUGUAAUUUGGCUGCACAAACCGGUGUAACACGCUUUUUAGAAGAAAACAAUCAAUGGAUUUACAAUAAAACAGAAGGUUUAGAAACUAAUUUUAAUGUAUUAAACUCUUCAAAUUUUACACAUCUUAUAUCAGAACUAUCAAUAGAAAUAAUCAGUCGGGAAUUGUCAUCUUUCAAACAAAUUCUUCAAAUUGAUUGUUUCCAUGGGAUACAGUUUUAUCCAAGCUGGUAUUUUUGGAAUAUGAUUCAUAUCAAUAUUCAUCCAUGUUUGUUUAUUUAUGAAAGGAAAAGAUUUGUUUAAUUCUAUUCAAUUUGUAUAGGAAUUUUGUUUUUCUUACUUGGUUUUCAUAAAUUAUGAAAUACAUUUUAAUUAUUAUAUCAA